Molecule: messenger RNA, 8964 nt
Organism: Astyanax mexicanus (Mexican tetra)
Lineage: Eukaryota; Metazoa; Chordata; Actinopteri; Characiformes; Acestrorhamphidae
Gene: lin28b
Product: lin-28 homolog B (C. elegans)
Exons: 4
Coding region: 275-946 (223 amino acids)
Molecular function (GO): nucleic acid binding; zinc ion binding
Source: RefSeq, a predicted model, not a curated record
AGAGAGAGAGAGAGAGAGAGAAAGAGAGGGAAGGAGGUGGUAAGAGAGAAAGAGAGAGAGAGUGUGUGUGUGUGUGUGAGAGAGAGAGAGAGAGAGAGAGAGAGAGAGAGAGAUGAGAAAAUGUGGCGCGCGGGCCAGCACGCUGUACCAUGCGAGCUAAACUCGCCGGACCCGGGGAUGUGGGCUCAAGCUCGACGGUGACGCGCAUCAGCCCAGUGCACGCGGAGGGAAACGAUUUUCCAGGAACUUUGGAGCGGAGGGUCCGCGGGGAAACAUGGCCGAAGGAGGGCCAGGCAAAGGUGGCGGCGGAAAGCCCACCAAGACCUCCGGGCAAGAGGAGCGGACCCAGUCGGGCUCGGGCUACUGCAAGUGGUUCAACGUUCGCAUGGGCUUUGGAUUUAUCUCGAUGACCCACAGCGAGGGAAACCCGGUGGAGCCUCCACUGGACGUGUUCGUUCACCAAAGUAAGUUGGUGAUGGAGGGGUUCCGGAGUCUUCGUGAAGGAGAGCAGGUGGAGUUUACCUUUAAGAGGUCCAGUAAAGGGCUGGAGUCGCUCAGGGUAACCGGGCCUGGCGGGGGGCCCUGCUCCGGCAGCGACCGACGCCCCAAAGGGAAGGCCCCGCCCCUCAAACGCAAACCAAAGGGAGACCGGUGUUAUAACUGUGGAGGCCUGGACCACCAUGCUAAAGAGUGUGGCCUGCCACCUCAGCCAAAGAAAUGCCACUACUGUCAGAGUGUAAUGCACAUGGUGGCCCAGUGUCCCCACAAGGGGGCGCUGUCACCCUCCACUUCUCAGGACCCCCACUUCUCCUCCACUGCCUCCACACAGUCGCAGGAGGAGGGCAGCCGCUCGGGCUCGUCCCCCCGGGAAGGCCCCUCGUCCUCGCCGGAGGAAGUUCAUCAGCGCGGAGCUCAUGGGCAGCGCUUGAGGAAAACUCGAGACUGACUGCAAGCUCGCCUCCCAACUUCUCCCAACCUUUCACCUCAGUCUGAGAGAGCCUGGAUCCAGCAUCUUCUACCUCAUGCGUUCGAGUAACGGGGGGUGCUCUCCUACACCGCAGCUAUGGCAACGGUCGGCGCAUCAGUGCGUGUGUGUGUGUGUGAGUGUGUGUGUGAAAGCCUGAUACCUUGACUUGCCCUCUAUGCAACUAUGGCACAAGUUAUUGGGGGGUAGCUGAGGUAGGGGCGCAUGUGUGUCUACUUGUGUUUGUGUGUCUCAAAUGGUCAAGACUGACGUCAGAGGGACAAAAUGAAUGUCAACCCUUGUGAUUAGUCGUAUUUUCACGCGGAUAGUGACAAAACGCUCUGCCUGUCUCUGACUGUUUGCCAGAUGAAGGGUCAGAACUCCACUGGGCGCCACGUGUUUUCAGAAGGCAGGUGCAAAAUCAUGGGUGGUAACCACAAUAACUCCAACACAAGCCAAAAAUCAGCAAUCAUGGUGAAUAGAGUGAUUACUCUAACAUAGCUUUUCACACAGCAGGCAAUGUUUGUACAGCAGGUGGAAAAUCAGGGGUCACUGCGGUUGUAGCCUAAAGGUGUUAAUCACAGUGACCAUGAAUAUAUUUUUGUAAUCUGUAUAAAACAUUGAAAUCAGACCACUGUAACCACUAUAACAGGGACAAAUAAUAAUAAGCAAGAUAUUUCUUGUUUGAUCAGUGGUUUGGCUAAUGCUAGCUAGCUAGCUAACUAAUGAACUUACUAAAAAAUGAGGUAAAAUGAGGUGAAAAUUAGGUGGUUUUUAUUGUACCAGUCACCUCACACACAGUUUUUCAGUCAAAGUCUGUAUAGUAGAAUAAAUCACACCGUGCAGUGCAGGAAACUGUGCAGGUGGAAAACCUGCUAUUUUAACUUUUAGCUACCAGCACAAUCCUCACGUUGUGACUACAAAAGUUUUCAAAGUGGAAUCUGUGGCUCCACCCACAUUGCAUCACCUGGCACAAUGUUGUACAGUGUGUCUUGCUGACUUGCUAGCUAGCAUUACUAGCCACAAGUUUUAUUAUAACAGUAAGACAAAACAAGACAAAAAAGUUGUUGGCUAUUAAAAAGCCCUUUACACCUCAUGUGCAACUUUAAGCAGCUUAAUAAUGAACACGUCACUAUUGCUUAGCUUUACAAAGGUACAAAUCACAACAUACUGUUCUUUUCUCUUCUUACCUGCUAACAUUCCUUCACCUUCUGAAACAUUCUGUUUUGUUCCGUUUUGAUAAGAUCAGGAAGCCAGUAAAGCAGCCAGACACUCAUGAGAUUGAUCAACAUUAGCCUAAUGCUAACUAAUGCUAGCAUGAAUCAUACAAUCAUACUACAAAUCCACUAUACCAUUUAAAUGCCCCAAACUGAGACAUAAUGGGCAUGUAUGUGUGUAAGUGUGUGUAAGUGUGUGUGUGUGUGUAGCUGGAGGCACAUGAGCACAUACAUGGAUGCUAAUCUUGUGUGCAGAAGGUCAGUGAGGCGUUUGCUAACUCAAGCCUUGAUAAGACUGUUGGCUACCUGAACUUCUUUGGCGCUUGAUACUAGCCUUAUGUUCAGGAGUAGACUAACACAUUACUUUUACAAAUCUCAAGACUAAAACAUUUACGUAUAUUUAAAGGCGUUAUAUCUAUAGUAUAGAUUUUCAGUUGUUUCUUGCUUAGUAACAGACAGUUCCACGGUAAUAAAUGAUAAUAUAAGGUAUUAAUAUAUGUGUUUCCUAAGAGUUUAUGAAAGAGUAUGAGGUUUUAAGUAUGUAAAAACUGAAUAUGUAGGUAGAUAAAGUUCUUUCCUUUUCUUGGUGUGUAAAAGUCCAGAGUUACAUCAUACCUCUUCUUAGAGCUCCAUCACUCCGUCACUGUUCUCAUAGAGGAUUAGGCAACCAGAAUUAAAACACUGAAACAUUGUGUAGUGACAUUCAGAGGAAAAAGAACAUUCUCAAAGUCACAUGUUACCAUGAGACACAAUCAAACGAUCAGCAAUUUACCAAACUUUGUUCAUUUAUAUUUACAGAAAAAAACUAACAAAACUACAGAUUUUUACAUAUCAAAUGUAUUAUAGGGUAGAUUCAAAGCAGUAACCUUCUCAAAUUUGACCUGAAAAGACACAUUGUGGAUUUCAAUGUAAAAAAUAUAUAUAUUAGCAUGCAGCCUUACAAAAUCAAAAAACUUAAUUAAAGAUUAAAUUAGAUUACACAAGCUAGAAUUUAAUCCAAAGCAUGACAUUAACAUGAACAACAAUACCCUGAUGAGCCAAAUAUUCAGAAACUUAAAUUGCUAUGAUGGUUCCCCAUGGUAUUUGACAUGGGCAUCAGCUCAUCAAACUCAGUUUCAAGGUAAAUAUGCUUCAGAAAUGUUAUGAAUUCUCAUGCAGCCAUUCAGAAAUUCGAAAACUUUUUUUUCACUCAAUUAAACAGUUAAAACCAGUAGAUUCACUUUUGAACCUGUUGGUUUCAUUCAGAUGAGAUGUUUUGCCAUAAUUAUAAAUAUAUAGGCCAUUUUCUGAGCAAAGAACAGCGUGACUGAUGUUAGCUAAUGUGCUAGCCAUAGGUAUAUGUUUUUAUUAAUGUUGUUUAGUUAUUUGAGUGCUUAGUUAUGAGGUAAAGUGUUGAAUAUGUGUUCUCUGUAACGCCACUUUAAUAAUACAGUUGUUAAGCAAAACUGACUGGAAAGAUGAAAAAGACUUUAAGGUAUAGUUCAACUAGUUUUCAGAACUAAACAGCAUUAUAAUUUAACAGUUAAUUAAAUAUAAGAAAAGUAUAUGUAUUCAAAUAGGACAGGAAAUCAACACAAAAUAUGUGUUUAGUGUAACACCUUCUGGUCCCAUCAUUGACAUUUAUAUGUGGGGCCCCCAUGGAACAAAAAAUUAACUAUACUAACUAUACAGAGCCCACAUGGACCGUUUGACUUAUUUGAAUACAAAAUCACUGUUUAAGUAUUUGUUGCAUUUCACUGUUGCAUGUUAUCCUUUAACAGGACUGUAAAAUCUGACAGUUCAGCUGACAUUUGCGGUUAAGUAUGUGUAUUACACCGUGUUACAAAACAUGAGUGCCUAAAAGUAUACCUAAACCUGUAGCAAAGGAAAGGUACAUUCCAAAAAAGUGAAAAUAAAUUUAUUAGAAAGACUAUCAUCUUAGCACAUUAGGAAUAGAACAUCAAUAUCUAGCAUAUUCACCGUUUUUAUUACGUUUACCACCAAAAUUUGUGUUUAUUGGCUGCCUAGAUAACAUGUUUAGGGUCACUCUCACAAAAGCAUCUCAGUGGUAAAAUCAUUUUAAUCAGUAUAAAUUAUUUUAAGCUAAGGUGUUUGUAAAGAGCCAAACCUGAAUAACUGUCAACUUAUUAAAUUUCAGUCAGAAAUACUGGGCCAGUUUAAAUUUGUUUGUUUGGAAUACAAGCAUAUCAAGUUAUAUAUUCAUGCUUUUUGCUUCACAUCCAUGGUGAGAUAAAAAAAAUAAAAAUAAAAAAAAAGCACUGCGGAUUGUACCUUUAUACACUGCAGGAAUGAUUUCCUCAGUGAGUCUUUGUCCUUGAAAUCUCACUAACAAUACAGAAAACUAACAUUGUCUACAUUGUUGCUUCCUCUGUCUUUACGUAUAACAGACUGAGAUGGCAGCCAGAUUCUUGAGCUUUUUGAAAGAAAGAAAGAAAGAAAGGCAUUGGCUUUUCUGUGGGCGUGUGGAUGUGUGUGUGUGUGUGUGUGUGUGUGUGGAUGUAUGUGUGUGAGUGUAUGUGUGUGCAUGUGCAUAUUUUUUCACACAUACUUUUAUGAAGAGAGAGAGAGAAAGACAGGGUGAGCGAGCUGCUUUUCAAAAGUGACUUAAACUGGCACAUAGCUUCCGCUAUACCGUCUAGAAACGUGGCGACUCUUCUCUGACCAUAUUGAAUGUGAAAAAGUAAAACAAGAACUUGUUGAACUCAAAGCAACUGCACAUGACUGUUCCUGACUGGUUGCUUGGUGAAUUUUGUUCUUUUUUAAAUCGUGUGUUGACAAAUCAAACAGCCGUGUAUAUACAUAUACACAUAUAUUGUUUCUGCCACACAAAACUGUUACACCCCCAUUUUUGCCUUUUUACCUGUUAUGACCAUGUAAAUCUGGUAGUUGCUCUUUGUACUGUGUUAAAAGUUAUGAUAAAUAGACCAAUAGAAAUGCUCCAAAAUGAUAUGGAAUGAACUUGUUUCAGUUACAUAAUUUAAAAACACCAGCUCCUCUUGUUUUUCUAAAACUGCAACUUUAUAUAAGGAGGAAAUUACCUUCUUUACUUUAUAAUGAAAGACAAUGGAAAAAAAAAACUUUAUUCUAAUAGAGCAGUUCUAUUGGUCUAUUCACAGUGUAAAUAACACACGUCAGUUAUUGCAAUUAUGUAAAAAAGUGGAAAGUGUCAAAAGUGGAGAUAUAGUUUUUUGUGUGACAGUGAAAACACAGUGUGUGUGUAUAUAUAUAUAUAUAUAUAUAUAUAUGAAGGCUUUUACAACAGAAAACCAACUAUAUUUUGGUAUAGAUGUAUAUACCAAAGACAGAUAGUGGCUGUACUGAAGGCAUUAGAGGUGUGGAACUUUACUCUGUGUUAAUCUGCCCCGCUGAUAUGAAAGGUGGGAUUUGUCUUAAAAGUUUAACACUGACGUGGAAUGCAGCUUUUUUUUUUAUUGCACGCACAAGUGCAUGUGUGUGCGUUGUACUUAAUCGAUCAAACGCACAAAAAAUCACUAAAGGACACAAUCUGAGAGUAAGAAAACUGACAGACAAACUGGCACAGCACAGACCAAUACUUGGCAUACCAAUUUGUACAGCGUAUUUUUUUACAUUUCUACCCGCAGAUCCACUCAGGAUGAACUUCUCUCAGGGAACGAAGCAAAUAAACGAAUCAAUGUUAUUCUUUUGGGAAGAAUUCAUCAUUUCCUCAGCAGACCUACUCUUGACUGUUGAUUUUACACACAUACUCAUGUACUGAUAUAUUUAGGAACUACCUCUUUGAGUUAUACAUAGUUAUUCAUAUUUUCUUGUUUGUUUUUUACAUUUUGAUGUAUUUUGUUUUCUGAAAGGAAUUGUAGAGGAUCUUUGUUUUUCUGUGUUUAUUUUAACAGUAAUAAUUUUUACUUUUUUUGUUUACAGCAAAAGCCUACCUCAUUUUCUCUGUUCAUCUCUGGCUCAGACUUGCUUGGCUGAUGUGAGAUCAGUGUGAAAUAAUAUAUAGGGCGAGGGUGGGGCAGAGGAAAAACUGACCAGGGACCUGUCUUUAAGGGUGGGGGAAAAGGGGGUUUGGAUGAACAGCCAGAGCUAGGGCUGCACAGUGUUAACACAGAGGCAUCAUGUGAUAAAGGGAGACUGAUGGAAUUUUACCAUUACUAAAUUUGGAAGAUGUAAAAGUCUGUACCAGAUUAAUGAUGCGUUUUUACCAUCUAAUGAUGAAUCCAACUGAAAUCUUUUGUUAAGAAUGGUUGGUCCAGUGAUUCUAUAUAGAACUGUGACAACUUUAAAGAACAAAUUGAAUGGCUUGGUUUUUCUUUGGUUAAAUGGUGCACCAAGAAAAAAAACUCUUAUAGAUGGUUCUUAACUUUGUUUAUUGUUGUUAAUUGUAGUAGUAAAGAGCAUUUUUUCACCAUUUUCAAAAGAAUUCGCCACAAGUAAUUUUUUUAUUAAUAAACAUCCUUAUGGUUUUUUGAGUUGCCAAUUUUGUAGAACCUGUCUUUACGCAUUUUGCUCACUGGGUUCCUGGUGGUUAAUACACCCUGAACCAGGCUGACCAGUCCCAUUCUAAAUGGACUGCCUGAACAGAUCAAAACGAAAGCUAGCGAGCACAGACGAUUGACACUUACAAUACUGUUGUUGCCUAGCAACAAGGAGACACACAGCCCCAAGUGCAGUUGGCCUUCCAGGAAAUAAAACGCCAACGUGACCUCCCCCUUCCAAUAUAGGAACUGCCAAAAGUCCGGCUGACUCAAGAACAGGGUUGUUUUUAUUGUAGUUGGUAGAGCGCCCGUGUUUCAUUGGUUGUUGUUCUCUUGGUCAUGGUUACAAAACAUUGUCAUCUGCUAAGGUGGCCUUUAAAAGAACGAAAAAAAGCUCAGAGAUCCCUGCGAAAUGGCCUCUAAUUGUUGUUUGUCUUUUGUUGUAAACUACAGAUUCUUUUUUUGUGACAUUAAUACUAAACAAUAAGAUAAGAGUAGUUUUAUACUAAUAGCCAAUUCACAUGUGUAAUAUUAAUUUCAAAUGUUUUUGUUUGUUUGCUUUUUUUUUUUUUGUCUGAUAUUCUGGGAGGAAUGAAAAAUAUUCAGGCAGCGAGGUUAUAUUCUGACAUACUGACAUACUCAUUUCUGCUAUUUUCUAACUACUGAUGUUUUUUGUUCUGCCCUGCUGGAACAAGAGAUUUUGACUUUGUUAGAAAUGCUAAGAGUCUGAAGCUGGAUGGUCGUAACAUACUUCCAGGUUUAAAAUGCUUAAUUUUUUCCUCCAGUGUGAUAUGUUAAAGAAAUGUAAAACAGUAGUAUUUUUGGCAACACUUAACUGAAGUGCAGUGUUUAUAAUUCUACACAGAGACCUGCUAAUGUCUGGUACAUAAGUUAGUAUGUAGCCCAAGAAAUGUGUUGUUAAAAAGAUGCUGAAAAAAUGUUUGUUGAGCUGUUUGUUGAAAGUUGGUUUUCGUUUUUGGUCAAAAGGUGAAAGUACGUUUCUUUGAAGUGGUUGAAAAAAUGUUAAGGAUGUAUUUUCUGUGUAUAGAUUUGGUUGAAAGUUAAAGGUGAAAAGAAAGAUUUUCAACCACUUUAAAAAUCUCUUUCAACGAAAUCUAUACAAAGAAAAUAUAUCCUUACAUACACAUCUUUUCAACCACCUCAAUAGAAAGUCUUUUUACCUUUCAAUCAAAACGGAACAUGGUUUAAAUUAACAGUUGCAACGAUUUUUCAACAUCUUUUUAAGGACAUAGUGCUUUCUCUUAUAAAGCAUGAGGCAGAAUGUGCCUUCUUGUUGUCAAAGUUCCAGCCUUUGUACUCCCCAGAUAAAUAAAGUCCAGAUUGACUAGUGACUUUUACAGCUAUUGAAAUUAUGUUUUCAGUUGUCAACAAAGGCUUGUCAUACAGUUUUAUGGACGCUGCCAUUAAAUGUUGCCUAGUUUUUCCAGCAAAAUGUAAAGGACAUUAAAAAACAUGUUAAAAAGCCUUUGUUCAACAUUGAUCUUGACUUUCUUAGUGAUGAUUUAAUAUAAUUUUAUUGUUAGUAUUAUCUUUACAUAUUUGUCCACAUUACAACACAGGAAGUAUGAAAUUGGACAAAAUAAAACACAAAGUUAUAUCUAAAAAAAAAUCUGCUAUUAGCUAUUGUAGUGUUUUUAAUAACGUUUAGUAUUAUCUUUCUUGUUCUCUCCUGAUUGGGAUACAGAAAAUGACAACAAUCAUUUUAGUGUUAAGCUUUUUCAUUUUUUUUCUUUCCCCAUACAUACCUCAAUAACUGUCAGCUGCUGUUAUACUUUGUCUCUGAGCUAAUUAUUUUUAUUUUUUUUUGGUUGUAAAAGUUGAGUAUUGUAUGCCUUAUGUAUUACAGAUAUGAUAUGGAUAAAGUCAGUGAGAUGACGUGACGUGACAGACUAACUGGGGAGCAUUUUAAUGUUAACUGGACUGAAUAUACCGAUACUGAAAUGAUUGUUAUAAGAAAACCUGUGAAUGAUGAAUGAUACUAGAUGGGUCAUGCACAUGUUUUUGAACAGGGGAGAAUGUAUUUUAGUAGUGCAUCACGUUAACCCUCAUUAACCCAGUCCUAGCUGAAGAAUAUGCCUUCUCUCAGUGCUUAUAUUGGAAUGGAAUGUGUUUGCAGUAGGCUUUACUGUUUGCCUUUACCUUCGGUUAGGUUCAAUUAAAGCACUGAUUGCCUCUUUUUGAUAUUACUUUAAGUGCAUAUCACUCUUUGUAACCUCAUAUCCGUUCUGCCCUUUUUGGUCUGUGAAUCUUGCAUUUUUGAGUAUGUUUAAUUGUUUUAUUGAUUGAAAUAAACAUGUUAUAUCAAAUA